This is a messenger RNA of Lucilia sericata (common green bottle fly), 689 nucleotides long. RefSeq names its product histone H4 (gene His4r). Gene Ontology annotation, cellular component: nucleosome. Gene Ontology annotation, molecular function: DNA binding; protein heterodimerization activity; structural constituent of chromatin. NCBI's taxonomy places the organism in Eukaryota, Metazoa, Arthropoda, Insecta, Diptera, Calliphoridae. Bases 160 to 471 code for a protein of 103 amino acids. Gene Ontology annotation, biological process: nucleosome assembly. The transcript has 3 exons. The record is from RefSeq and is a predicted model, not a curated record.
UUGAAAACUUAGCCGGCUUACAGUCGAUUAAGCCGCCGCCGACAUAUUUAGUGGCAGUCGCCGCCGACGUUCAAAUUAGUCGCCAUUUUUGCUAACUGCAAGUUGCAUUAAAAUAAGCUGAAGCUCUUUCAAACGUAAAAAACAAGAAAAACUUAAACAAUGACAGGUCGUGGUAAAGGUGGCAAAGGUUUGGGUAAAGGUGGUGCCAAGCGUCAUCGUAAGGUACUUCGUGAUAACAUCCAGGGUAUUACCAAGCCGGCCAUACGUCGUCUAGCCCGUCGUGGUGGUGUAAAGCGUAUUUCGGGUUUAAUCUAUGAAGAAACUCGUGGCGUAUUAAAAGUCUUUUUGGAAAACGUCAUUCGUGAUGCUGUUACAUACACCGAACAUGCUAAACGUAAAACUGUUACCGCCAUGGAUGUGGUCUAUGCUUUGAAGCGUCAAGGUCGUACUUUGUACGGUUUUGGUGGUUAAACAAUUAAAUACCUUAACACACAAUUUUAUUAGUCGCAUUAGACAAUUUGGUGACAAGUAUUAUAAAAACUUAAAAAUGUUAACCUUAAAUAUGUAUUCCAAUAACCAGACACAAUUUGUAAAUGUAGAAAAAACUGUAGUUUCCAUUUUUCAAUUCUUAAUGUAAUUUUCCAGAAAAAUUUCACAACAUUCUUAAAAAUAUCUAUUUGACUUGAUAA